Molecule: messenger RNA, 303 nt
Organism: Phragmites australis (common reed)
Lineage: Eukaryota; Viridiplantae; Streptophyta; Magnoliopsida; Poales; Poaceae
Exons: 2
Coding region: 1-303 (100 amino acids)
Source: RefSeq, a predicted model, not a curated record
AUGGCGAACCACGGCGCCGCCGCACUUCUGAUCGCGUCUCUCCUGGUGGCGGUCGCCCUCGCCGCCGACGCCAGGCUCACCGUGCACCGCGACGCGUUCGGAGCUUACGUGGUGGCGGACGCGACGACGGUGCCGUCGCUGGCCUGCAGCAAGGUGCACGGGGUGCAGGUGACCGAGACGUGCUUCUCCGUGGCGCAGGACGCGGGGCUGACCCAGGAGCAGUUCCUCGGCUUCAACCCCAACAUCAACUGCGAGAAGGUCUUCGUCGGUCAGUGGGUCUGCCUUGCUGCGACCUCCGCUUGA